Hippocampus zosterae (dwarf seahorse) is the source of this 529-nucleotide messenger RNA. RefSeq names its product nuclear pore membrane glycoprotein 210-like. Lineage: Eukaryota; Metazoa; Chordata; Actinopteri; Syngnathiformes; Syngnathidae. The transcript has 3 exons. Gene Ontology annotation, cellular component: nuclear pore. The coding region runs from base 26 to 481 and encodes 151 amino acids. The record is from RefSeq and is a predicted model, not a curated record.
UACCGACAAUUCGCAUUGAGCGAAAAUGCAGUUGGCGUUUCUUUUGCUGUCGUUAAUAGGCGUCUUUCAAAACGUGGCGUCUUUCUCCAACCUAGAUGAUUUCUCUCUGCUGCUCCCCCUUGCCGGAGAUACACGAAUUAACUUCACACUGGAAGCCACUGGGGGCUGCUAUAGAUGGACAUCAACUCAACCAGAAGUUGCGAGCAUCCAGCCCAUUGACGAAGGGACAGGCAGAGGCUGCUCCAGGAAAGCGAUUCUUCAAGCUCGAUCCACGCAGCCCUCCAGAUUGACCAGCACCAUUCUAGCUGAAGAUGUUGGGACAGGAGAGACAAUGAAGUGCGAUGUAAUCCUUGACGUGAUCUUCAGUUUGACCAUUGUUACCACCACCAGAGAGCUUCGCCUGGGCAGUAGCCCAAUUCCACUCAAAAUUGAAGCGCUGGACUAUAAAGGUGCCUAUGAGAUAAACUUCCUCUCAUUAUAGCCUGCUGCUGCUCUGCUCAGUACUCCCUUAACCAAGCUAAUUGGCACU